AUGCAGCAACUGCCGAGAAUCCUCUGUGUCCUCGUCGGAAGACCCGUUGUACCCAAUCUGUGCUCCUUCGUCUUGCUUUGCUCGCUUGGCGUCAGUGGCGAAUUACUUACCGAGGUUCUUGCGAUCGAUUCCCUCUUAGAGGUCUCCGCCGACGCUGCUGGAUUCUUCAAUGCUGUCAUUGUCCUCGCCGCUGGAUCUCCUGACUACAGUUUUUACUUUGUCAACAACAAGGGACAUCUUAAGGGCCGCUUUAUUUCCUCGCUUGUGUUGAGGAUUGACGGUCAUCUUGCUUCUUGCAAGGGUUCGACGGCCGGCUUUGAGGCUAGUGAUGUAGUGUUCGUCGGUUUCUGCCGUAGACGCUGGAUCCCGUAA
Messenger RNA from Gamsiella multidivaricata, 372 nucleotides. RefSeq lists its product as uncharacterized. The transcript has a single exon. NCBI's taxonomy places the organism in Eukaryota, Fungi, Mortierellomycota, Mortierellomycetes, Mortierellales, Mortierellaceae. Bases 1 to 372 code for a protein of 123 amino acids. The record is from RefSeq and is a predicted model, not a curated record.